AUGGCAUCAAGCACGGCGACGACAAYGACGACCCGCAGGCCCAUCAAGAAGAUCUGUUGCAUCGGCGCCGGCUACGUUGGUGGACCUACCAGUGCAGUCAUUGCCAAAGAGAACACCGACAUCACAGUCACCGUCGUCGAUCUGAGCGAGUCUCGAAUCGCAGCCUGGAAGUCCAAAGCGCUUCCCAUCUACGAGCCUGGUCUAUACGAAGUUGUCGAGAUCGCAAGAGAUGGCACCGACGGCCGUCUUCCCAACUUCCACUUCUCCACCGACGUUGCCAAAACCAUCGACGAAGCAGACUUGAUCUUCAUCGCGGUCAAUACCCCCACCAAAACGGAAGGUUUGGGAGCGGGCGGCGCAUCCGAUCUUGCAUAUGUUGAAUCAGCUACGAGGACCAUUGCGGAGGUUGCAACCAGCGACAAGAUUAUCGUGGAGAAGAGUACAGUGCCAUGCGGUACUGCUGAGAACAUUCGCGAGAUCCUCGAUGCGCAUGCCUCCCCCGAUGUUCACUUUGACAUUCUCUCCAAUCCAGAGUUCCUUGCGGAAGGCACGGCGAUCAACGACUUGCUCCGCCCUGACCGCAUUCUGAUCGGGUCCACCAAGGAUGRAAGCGCAAGGCAAGCUGCAGAAGCUCUGACUCAGGUCUACUCGGCAUGGGUACCCCGUGAACGCAUCAUAACCAUCAACUUGUGGUCCUCGGAGCUGGCUAAGCUGGCCGCGAACUGCAUGCUCGCUCAGCGUAUCUCCAGCAUCAAUUCGCUCAGUGCGAUUUGUGAAGCGACGGGCGCGAAUAUUGAAGAGCUCUCCUUCGCAUGCGGCUUGGACUCACGUAUCGGUAGCCGUAUGCUGAAGGCAUCAGCAGGAUUCGGUGGCUCUUGCUUUAAGAAGGACGUGCUGAGUCUUGCGUAUAUUGCAGAGACUCUGCAUCUUCCCGAGGUGUCUGCAUACUGGAAAUCGGUCGUGGAUAUCAACGAGUAUCAGAAAGAGCGGUUUGCGAAGCGGAUUACAAAACGACUGUAUAACACACUGAGGAACAAGAAGAUUGCGGUGCUUGGAUUUGCUUACAAGAAGAACACGGGAGACACGAGAGAAAGUGCAGCGAUAACGAUUGUUGGACAACUUAUUGCCGAGGGAGCAAAGAUUGCCAUUUACGACCCCCAGGUCUCCGAAGACCAAAUUCACCGCGAUCUUGCAAGCACACAUCCAGCGGAAGUGGUCCGACAACGAGUGGAAGUCGUUUCGGACGCGCUCUCUGCGUGUGCAGACGCAAGUGCGGUUGUGAUMCUGACUGAAUGGGAUGAGUUCAAGACCGACAGAGUCCACGAAGCCGGCUCGGCCAAUGGAAAGAUUCAACAGCUCAUCGUUCAGUCCAAGACCGCACGCCGACCCCAAUCAUCCUCCAGCUCGGACGCAGGGAGCGACUCGCACGACAGCGGACUCGGAACGCCUUUGCCAUCCGACAUAGCAGGACAAUUUGACGGAGCACAUGUACAAGCCGAGAAGCGCCUAGAUUGGGUACAAAUUGCUACCUCGAUGAAGCGACCUCGCCUGGUCUUCGAUGGCCGCAAUGUGGUGGACGCCGAAAAGCUCACGGGGAUCGGUUUCACUGUCGAGUGCAUUGGAAGAGCUGGUAGUCGCCAGCGUUUGUUGUAA
Messenger RNA from Ramularia collo-cygni, 1653 nucleotides. RefSeq names its product related to UDP-glucose 6-dehydrogenase. Gene Ontology annotation, biological process: glycosaminoglycan biosynthetic process. NCBI's taxonomy places the organism in Eukaryota, Fungi, Ascomycota, Dothideomycetes, Mycosphaerellales, Mycosphaerellaceae. Gene Ontology annotation, molecular function: NAD binding; UDP-glucose 6-dehydrogenase activity. Gene Ontology annotation, cellular component: nucleus; cytosol. The transcript has 2 exons. The record is from RefSeq and is a predicted model, not a curated record. The coding region runs from base 1 to 1653 and encodes 550 amino acids.